Messenger RNA from Fusarium redolens, 1540 nucleotides. RefSeq names its product CoA-transferase family III domain-containing protein. NCBI's taxonomy places the organism in Eukaryota, Fungi, Ascomycota, Sordariomycetes, Hypocreales, Nectriaceae. The transcript has 2 exons. Gene Ontology annotation, molecular function: catalytic activity. The record is from RefSeq and is a predicted model, not a curated record. Bases 174 to 1376 code for a protein of 400 amino acids.
GAUAUCAUCACUUCCAUUACGCUUAUUUGAUGCCUCACCUGAUGGUCUUGGUUCUCGACUUUUUCUUCUAAGAAAAAAAAAAAAAGGAAAAAGAAAAAAAAAGAAAAAAAAAAACAUAUGUUACCACAUAUUUACUUUGACCUUAAUCUUACCAUACCUUCAUAUUAUCUACGAUGUCGCAGCAUCCUCCUUUGACUGGUAUUAAGGUGCUAGAAUUCGCUGGUCUUGCUCCUGGACCUUAUGCUGGUAUGUUGCUCGCCGACGCCGGUGCCUUGGUCGUCCGCAUAGACCGCGCUCGACCCGACACAUCUGCGCCUACAGAAGACAUGCUAGCCCGGCACAAAUCUUCCAUAUCCGUGGAUCUCAAAUCGGAGCGUGGUGUUGCGCUUAUCAGACGCCUCGUUGCUGAGGCCGAUGUCCUCAUUGACCCUUUUCGUCCAGGCGUGCUCGAGAAACUGUCUCUGGGUCCGGAUGAGCUGUGUCGUCUUAACCCAAGGCUGAUAUAUGGCCGCAUGACUGGGUUCCGUCGUGAUGGAAAGUACGCACUCAUGGCAGGUCACGACAUUAACUAUCUCGCUGUUUCAGGUACACUUGGAAUGCUGGGCAGAGAUGAUGAGAAGCCACACCCGCCGUGGAACAUCUUGGCUGACUUUGCGGGUGGAGGAGCAAUGCUAUUUGAAGGAAUCUUAAUGGCCAUCAUCUCAAGACAAUCUUCUGGCCGCGGACAAGUUGUCGAGGCAAAUAUGGUAGAUGGAAGCUCAUAUCUGACCACUUUCCCUCGAAUGGCGCUCAAGACGAUAAUGGGGAACAGUGGCCGAGGAAACAAUUUGCUCGAUGGAGGUGCUCCUUUUUACGACACUUACAAGACAUUGGAUGGGAAAUAUGUUGCCGUUGGAGCUCUCGAACCGAAAUUCUUUGCCGCACUACUUAGUGGGCUCGAGCUUGCUGGUCAAGGAUGGGAGGAUGAUCAGCUCAACAGAGUUCGCUGGCCUGAGCUUCGGAAGUUAAUGACAGACAGGUUUCGAAGCAAGACUCGUGCUCAGUGGGAACUAGUAUUUGAUGGUACAGAUGCGUGUUGCACCCCAGUGCUGGAGUAUAGCGAACUAGAGCAUGACCCCAACCGGGAAGGUGAUCAGAGACCAGCGGUGACGUUGCGGGAGACGCCAUGUCUUGCGGUGAAAGAGGGCGUAGGGCAUGUUGACCCAGCUCUGUUUGGACAAGGCCCAGGCGUACCCGGAGAUGGCUAUAGAGCGAGUUUGCUGAAGCCUGGAGCAGGGGGGGAAGAAGUCUUGAGGGAAUGGUUGGGAUGGAAGAACGGAACCGAGUAUGUACUGGAGCGGGGAGGGUUUGUGCUCAAAGAGCUUUCCAAGCUGUGAUAUUUACCAAUUAUGGGCGUCGUGUUUUAUAUAAACCACUAUUGGUGCAAGCCAAUGGUAGAACGACUAGAUAAUUUGUGUUAGGACACAGGCACCGGAACGAUAGAGUUGUGUUGGAUGCACACUCAAAAGGGCAAUGAUUAUAUAUUCUACCUACAACAGGA